This is a messenger RNA of Neolamprologus brichardi, 6371 nucleotides long. Lineage: Eukaryota; Metazoa; Chordata; Actinopteri; Cichliformes; Cichlidae. The record is from RefSeq and is a predicted model, not a curated record.
AUGGACUCCAUACAAAAGGCUCUUUUGUACCCCGCAGCACGGAAAUCCAAGAAGUUGAAGCUGAAGGGAGUCAGCGAGGACCUGCAGGGCUCUAAGGAUGGCCAAACUGCUACAGGUGGCGCUGGAGGCUACCUGUCCUCAGAGAAGGAGCUGAAUGCCAGUGCUGCCAAUGCCCUGGUGCCCCACAGGCCUGGGGUGGUCACACCUUUUCUGCCGCCCUCCAUCUGCAGUGUGUUGGAGCUGAUUGAGCCCGAAGAAGUGUACUCUGGUUAUGACAACUCACAGCCUGACACCACUGACCACCUGCUAUCCAGUCUCAACCGCCUGGCUGGAAAGCAGAUGGUACGCAUGGUGAAAUGGGCCAAAGUACUUCCAGGUUUCCGGAGCCUGCCCAUUGAGGACCAAAUCACCCUGAUCCAGUACUCAUGGAUGUGUCUGUCCUCCUUUUGCCUCAGCUGGCGCUCCUACAAACACACCAAUGGACAGAUGCUCUACUUUGCCCCUGACCUCAUCUUUAACGAGGAGCGCAUGCAGCAGUCGGCCAUGUACGACCUGUGUCUGGGCAUGAGGCAGGUGAGCCAGGAGUUUGUGCGAUUGCAGCUAACCUACGAUGAGUUCCUCUCCAUGAAGGUCCUCCUGCUUCUCAGCACAGUUCCCAAAGAGGGUCUGAAGAACCAGGCGGCGUUCGAGGAGAUGAGGGUUAAUUACAUUAAAGAGCUCCGGCGUUCGGUGGGAAAAGCAACCAACAACUCCGGCCAAACCUGGCAGCGCUUCUUCCAGCUCACCAAGCUGCUGGACGCCAUGCAUGAUUUGGUGGGGAACUUGUUGGACUUCUGUUUCUACACCUUUCGUGAGUCCCAGGCCCUGAAGGUGGAAUUCCCCGAAAUGUUGGUGGAGAUCAUCAGUGACCAGAUACCAAAGGUGGAGUCAGGCCUCACUCACACGAUCUACUUCCACAAGAAGUGACUCUUUACACAGAUGGGACAGAAGCGGCAUUAAGAACUCGAAAAAGAGGAGCGAGAAAAGUUCAGGGAAGAGAAGAAAUGUGCUGGGAAGGCCCGUCCUGCUGGCCCGCACCGUGUCGCUCAGUAUGCCAGCGUCCUCGUACUGGAUGGAAAGAUUUAGAAAAAAAAAGAAAAGAAAACAAGAGAAAGUUUGGGGGAGAAGGUUUUGACCCUGCAGUCACCACGAGCGGUUUAGAGCUGCGGAUAGUUUGAGAAGCCGAGCGCGACACACCGAGAAGGACUUGUGACAAAUGUGACAAAGCAUCCCGAAGUACACCAAUGUCCCCCUGCCCCAAAGACGAUAACAGUAUUUUCUAUGGAGAUAAAGCCAUACAUUUCUUAGGGCGCACUAGAUACAUUCACUACACACACAAACACACACAAACACACGUAGAGGGAAAUCGACACACUUAACUGUCCACAUGCCUUCACACAAAAUGCACAGGUGCACUCCACAUGCACUAGAAAUGGGACUCCCUUACUUACAAAUCUAGAGAAAAGGUUUUGUUGCAAAUAUUAACUCUGGCUUAUGCAGUCUUUCACAGAUAAUAGCACUAUGAAAAAAAAUUAUGCCAAUAUUUACAUUUGCUUUGCAGUGUAGUGACGAGACUGCAGGGCAAAAAAGAAAAAAAAAAAAGGACAUUAAUGAGGAGGCACAGAAAAUCUAGACUUAAUAGACAAAGGUCUAUUUGAAUAUAUUCCAAGGGCUAUACAAGGAUCAUCUUAAGCUGAAUAGUCGCAUCAAAUUUAACAAGGUUCAAUUUUAAAAUCGGUAUCAUAUAAGCCAUCACUGACAUUUACAUGCUGAUUUUUCUUUUUCAAAGUUAAAAUGUGUAGUCAAACAAUCAAAACUAAUAUGCAAAAGUCCAAAGCUAAAGCUGUUUUGAAACACAAACGUCUCUCUCUCGUGUAAAAGAAAGCUUUGCACGUGAUGCUCCCAUGUCAUAAAGUCACUAUUUUAGAGGCGUGGUGGUGUAGAAUUAAAGACAAUAUUGACAAGAGACUUCUUACCUUUGUGCAGAAAUGGUCAGGAGCGCGGCGGGAUGGAAAAACAUAAUGCAUUUACGGAAACAAUUUCAGUACAGUCCGCUGGUAAUGGAUUUGACUGAGGUGCAUCCAUAGUAAUUGCUGUUAUUUGUGUUAUCUCCAGAGCAGCUGUCCAAAUGUCUGUUUUUACUCACAAUGAAGCGAAACCAGCCCUUUGUGAACCGACACUUAUCUACUCUUCCCAGAAAGAAUAAAAAGCAUUUUUUUAAAUAAACGUGUGUUGCAAAGGUUUUAAGUUUUUGACAAGCCAGUCGUUUUACAUUUAAGGUGCUUCGUUUCUACAAAAGCCAGGCAAAACAUAACAUGUACAGUAACUUGGUAGAACAGUCCACGCAGUACGCCACGUGGGCUCGCAGUUCAAACACGCAUACUCUGUAAAGUCGAUAUAAUCCAAGACGGAGCGUUAACUCUUUGCAGUGCUUACAGUAAAAACAGCUAACGUAUCAAACCCCAGGCAGAUGUGUACAGGUAUUAACUUCUUAAAAACACACUCUAUUCAGCUGUUGUACAGAAGACGUUUUUGAGGUACACGACAACGAGAGCUUGAUGAAGAUGUGUUGGUAUGAUCACUUUUCCCUCACUUUGCUUAUUUCCUUUUUUUUUUCUUUUUCCUAUCUUUGGGCCAAGUGCUACUAUUUUAAAAGCAUGGCGAGGCCCAGUCAUCUGGACCAUUAGCUCGUCUCACACCCCACUGGUUUCCGGGUGGUUGUGGAACACUACUAUGAUGCUACUGAAAAACGACAGAGUCGCUGGGGAAGAAAAAGAGUGCGCGUGUGUGCAAGGGGAGGGUGAGGGGGGGUUGGUGUGUGAAUAUUACUAUUCUUUUUUUCGUGCCCUGUAAGUGUGUAUUUACAUGUGUGUAUGGAGUGCGUGUGCGGUUUUUUUUGUUUUGUUUUUUCCUCCUGGCAAGCAUGUGCAUAGAUGAUCUGCUCUUUCGGCGUGGGUAUUAUGCAUUAAUGUUAUAGGAUUAUCCUAUUUCCACAUUUAGAUUUUUUGCACAGAGAAGAUACAAUGUGAAAUGAGGCGUCAGUGCAGCUCGUAGGAAUUCUCUGUUUCGAUAAGCAACUGUGAUAAUGCGGGGUGGGGGAGGGGGGCAAAUCGUUCUGCAUGGUCACCCCGGCCUAAAGUUAGAGACGACAUCAUUACCACAUCAGGGUGGCCGCGUGCUGUAUUUGUGGCCUCGUGCUCAUCUGAGGUCUCGUCUGUGUUGUUAUUUGCUUUGAAGUCGGCAUAACAGAGUAAGUAGGUAAGUAACUUUACUUACUUAUAGCCCUUUUGCACUUGUACCUACUCAGCUUGACUUGACCUGGUUUUUAAGGGUUUUCGAGUAGGUGGUAGUACCUGCUACCAGGUUCUUUUUUUAGUACCUUCUCGGCGGUUGUUCCAAGCGAUCUGAAGCUAACCGAAAAUGUUACAUCAACAGGCCACAUGGCACUGAUUGCCUAGCCAGCGGCGUCAUUCCACAAGUCAUGACAGCGACUCCUUCACCAAAAUUUUUGAAACCCAGCAAGGAGAAAAAUGGCUACACGAACAAACAACACUGUGGUCCUCGAGUUUGACCAAAAGAACUAGACCGAGCAGCAGGUAGCUCAUCCUCCAUUGUUGUGUUGUGUUUGUGUCAUGGGACUUACUGUACUGUAUUUGGUACUCGAUUGUAAUGGAAAACAACCAAAGUUGAGUCAGUCGAGUUGAGUAGGUACUAGUGGAAAAGGGCUGUUACUUACUUACGUCAUUAAUUGCUUGGACGUUGGUGUAAAAAGAUAGUAAGUAAGUAAAAUCAGUCAAGGUGAUUUUACUUAUUUACAUAACUGCUUGGAGGUUGGCAUUGUUGGGAUCACGACUGUCAUUCGAUACUGUAUUUUUGGGGGAGAGGAAAGCAAAGCAGGGUAUUUGAACUUUUUGUCAUUCCCAAAUCCGAAUCCUUUUUCAGUAAUUCACAAAGAGGUUUGUGUGUGUGUGUGUGUGGGCCCGGUUCACUCAUGAAGGCUAGGAUUCUUGUGUUUUGCCAUAAACUUUAUAAUAAUUUCUCCUGCGCAGUCAUUAUCAUGCAGUACCCGAUUCAUCUUUGCCGUGCCCUUACGCUGAUCUGUCACUGUUUCUUUAUUUUGCUUCUUGUCUUUUUUUUUCCUUUUUUCUUUUCAAGAAUUCAAAUUUUUAAAAAAAAACUGUCUAAAGGUUCAUAGGAUGAAUGGGAAAGUAUUUUUGAGAGAAUUAUAUUUUGCUGGAAAACAAUAUUUAAGUACUUUGUCUAAAAACGAUAUCCUUUUUGUAAAAUGAAAUGUUAUUGCAUGCUUUUUGAUGAGAUGUUUACAUUGUAUUUAAAAAGAAAAAAAGGGAAACUUGUGCCUUUUUAUCUCACCUGAUUUACAGUUUUACAGUAUAUAUUGUAAAUAAUACAGCAAGUCCUUAUGUUGAGUGUAGUAUAAAACAUUUCUACUUUAACCAUCUUGUUGGAAUAUUCGAGAGAAAAAAAUGACAAAAACAAACAAACAAAAAAAAAAUUAAUGUGUGUUUCCCACUCGCCAUGUCCUGUGUGUCGGAUCACAGAGGAGAAUUUCAAGAAAGGGGUUGGCACCAGGAAAAGGGCCAAACAGAGAAAUGAAUGUAUCAUACAUCGUGAGAGACUUAUGGAACUUACUACCUGAAUGUUAGAGAGAGAACAUUUAUUAUCUUCUUAUUAAGUAAAAUUAUUUGAUUCUGCAUCUUUUUUCUUUUUUUUCUUUUUUUACUUUUUGCAUUGUUGUUCCCCGACUCAUAGAAAAAAAAAAGAAACAAUUUAAAAAAGGAUUUAUUUUGUAACGAGAUGUAUGAAGUGAUGGAUCCUUGUUGCUGUUGAAAUGAUUUCCUAAUCCGUGGCGGUAAUUGUUGAUGAGCACCACAAUAAAAAUCAAGAAGUCACAAACUAUUGAAAUUGCGGCUAUGUGACAGAACAUUAUUUUUGGCUUUGUGCACACACUGAGAGAAGCUGCGGUAUACCCGACCAUCCAGCCAAUUUCAAUUAUGACACCCCCCCCCACACACACACUUUUUUUUUCUUCUGGACCUUCAAAUUAAAAGUAUCAAAAAAUGCAAAGAUGAUGAUGUUAUCAAGCUCCAUCUCCUUUAUCGUCCUCCAGAUAUAUAAGCUGGCUAUUUUUUUGAUAAGUACUUUUGGACAUAGUUUAGUGGGACACGCACUUGUUCGCUUGCUUGCAGAGAGCUAGAUAAGAAGAUGAGCGUCACUCCUGUGUUGAAAUCAGAAAUCUGCUUAGGCUGAACAUAAAGACUUGAAACAAGGGGAAACAGCAGGGAAUGGUGUCGUUUGAGGCGCCGUCAGGUGGGGCUCAAGACCAGAGUGUUUGAAUAUGAGCCACUGCUGGCAUAAUAGGAGAGGAGACAGACCUGGCACUCGCACAACGGCAAAGGUCACGGUAGAAGUAUCAUUUUUAGAGGUAAAACCUUUUUAAAAUGUUAUUUAGGGGCAGAUUCUGCAAUUCGUUUUAAACACUGGAUGUUUAAUGUCCCAGUGAGCAUUCAAAUUCAAAAUAACUGCCCGGAUCAACGUGUGGAGGCAUUUGUUGAAGGGCUUUGGCACCAUCCGUGGUGGAGUUGCAUUGUGGCUGAUGUGAGAGUGUCUACGGUCAGUCUGGUAAAUUUUGGGGAAAUUGAAUUCUAAAUCAGCCGACUGAGAGCGGUAUCAAAACAUCUCAUCUCCUAACUCUCCGCUAAAAGGGACUGUAAGUGUGUGUUCCCCCAAGUGUCGAGGCAAUGCUUCGGAGGAGCAAGAUUAAUGUAUUGUUUACUUAAUGGUCAUCAAUCACCGCCCACUGCAAACAAUAAAAUCAACCCUUACCCCCGUACUUGGGGGAGCGGCUCUAUCUUCAAAGCUGUCGGCUCCUAAAUGAACUCCCUCCCUGUCGGCUCGGGAUAACUCGGGAUAUUUGUCUGUUUUUAUUUUUUUCUAACUGCUGUGUCACAGUACACUUUGGUGGAGUCACUGUACGUGGAGUCCCAUCAUCACCAUUCUCUGUUCACAAUAAUGAUUCGGGUGUAGAGAGACUAAGCCAUAUCUCCACAGCCAUGGCAGUGCAUUUUCUUAUAAAUAUAUACAACCUUUUUUUCGUUUUUUUUUAGUUUCUUUCUUUUUCCAAUUUGAAAAUUGACUUUUUUACUCAGAUGCUUUGUAUAAUAAUUCUCAGCAAACAUACAGUAGACAACCCUCACUAUAAACCAAUAAAACAUCUUCGAAAGCAGUUACUACUGUAUAUCUUGAUGCAGAUAUUGCCAUACUUGUGUUUGCAAACUAUUGCAAGAUUCUAAUAAAAAAACCAUUAAAUUGAA